Molecule: messenger RNA, 924 nt
Organism: Camellia sinensis
Lineage: Eukaryota; Viridiplantae; Streptophyta; Magnoliopsida; Ericales; Theaceae
Product: protein OXIDATIVE STRESS 3
Source: RefSeq, a predicted model, not a curated record
CAUUUAUGACCAUAUUAUAUACCUUUAUUUAUUUACUUAUUUAUCACCAUCAAGUCUCUUCAAUAUAAUAACAUUUCAUUGUACCCCUUAGUUAUUGUGUGUAUAUAUAUGCUCCCUCAAAUUAAGCCUGCUGGAAUUCGCAUAGUUACAAAAGUCAUUGUUGCUAAGACUUAAGAUAUUCUGAUCUUCUUCCUUUAUCUUUGUUCUUGUUAUUCUUUGUUGGUUGGAUUUGAACAUGACAAUGGGUGGAUUUGAGCAAAUUUAUGAAGAUAAGGCCUCCAAGAAAGAUGAUGGUAAUGAUGCACAACCUGAUCAACUGUUGAUUAUGGAAGGUGAGAAUGAUAGAAGAGACUCUGAAUCCUCCAUUGGAGAUUCAACUAGUUCUAGUACUGUAUCAUCAUCUUCUUCAGCAGAUCUGAUAGAUGAUGCAACCUCUUCAACAUCUUCUUCAUCACCUUCACAUGGUCCUUUGUAUGAAUUGUCAGAGCUCAUGGACCAACUCCCCAUCAAAUGUAUGUGUAGGAGGGGUCUUUCAAAGUAUUAUCAAGGUAAGUCUCAAACUUUUGGAUCCUUGGCUUGUGUGGAGAACCUUGAAGAUCUUGCAAAGAAAGUAAGACAAUCAUGCAGUAGGAGGAAAAUGAAGUCAUGCAAAAGCUAUGGAGGAGGGGUAGACAAUCAUAGUACAUAUAGUCCCAAAGCUACCAUAUCAAAGAAAACUUCAAGUUCAAGGUUGUCUCUCCUAUCUUCACUAGGUACCAGAGGUACUUUGUUCAGUAGUUGUAAACAUCCCAUAUUCAUUCCUGUACAGAAGAACCUCUAAUGUAAUGUGCAAACUUCUUGUAAUUAACUUUGAUUGGCUUUUGUUGUUCUCAUCGUUUGUCUGAAAUAUAUUUGGUGAAAUAAAAAUCUUCACUAUUUCAAUUA